CUUCUUCUCGAGAACUAAACAAUCUAGACCUACUCUUGAGUUCUUCACCAGUCACGUCCGCCGGAAAUCUCCAACCAGCCUCCAGGAAUUUGAGUAAAGGCCCGUUCUUCCCAUUCGUCGUUUUGGUUUGCUGCUGCCGCUUGGAUUCUGUUUCUUUGCUCUGCGAGAGCAGCCAUAGAGAGAAAUGGAGACUCAAGCAGAUGCCAAUGAAGAAAUGACCAGGAUCAAGGAUAUGCAUCAACAGCUGAAAACACGGAUUGACACGGCACAAAGUGCUCAGCUUGAACUUAUCGCUUCUCUUCAGACCCUUGAUCCUAGCAUGGUCUCUUCCAUUGAUCUUUCUAUGAAGGUUCUGUCUUCGUACAAUGGCAUACCCUACACUCCUCUUCCUCAAUCCCUCCCAAACCCUAACCCUAACCGAAAGCUCAAGCGUGCACCUCCUCCUCUUCCUGUCUCCGACAACCCCUCCCACUCCGGCAAUGCCAAAUCUCAGAGACCGAAACCGUCUCAUGAAGUUUCCAGCAGCAGAAUGGACACUGACAAGUUCACUAUCGAUGAGAGCGGCGGUCCAUUAUCAGUUGUGAGGUCUGUUGUUGCGGUUUGCUUGCUGGAAAGGGUGCCUUUUGAACCGAUAGAUUCCUCUACUGUUCUGCUUCGGCUGGAGAAUGGUCAGUCGGCAACACCUGCGGAGAAAGCUGCUCUGAGGGAGCUGGGAGGGGAAUUAGGUGCCAUACUUGCGGUGGAGAUGGCGCUCAGGUCCAUGGCAGAGGAUAACGGUGGCGUGGAAUUGGAGGAAUUUGUAGUUGAUGGGAAGUCUAGAGUUAGAGUCAUGGCAAUCGAUCGGUCUCAACUUGUCAAGGAACUGCCAGAAAGUAAGCUACAUAAUAAUAAUGAAUCUAAUGAUGGAAUUCAAAUGCAAAAGCAGAGUGCAGUGAAGAGUGGUGGAGUUAUGGGAGGGCCAAUAAUACCACGGCCGAUGCAGGACAUGUGGAUGGGGCAUCAUUUGCCAGGUUUAUCUCCAAUGUUUCCUGGUCAGGGUUCACUAAUGGGACCUAGAGGUGGGCCUAGAGCCAUGGGUGGCGGGAUGAUGGUCAUGCCCAGUCAUAGACCUCCUAUGGGAAUGAAUACUUCAUUGGUGGUUAGCUCAAAUGCAAUCCCUUUGAAGGCAAAAACUGAAGAGGAUGAAUUGAAGGAUCUUGAAGCUUUAUUGAACAAGAAGUCUUUUAGGGAAUCACAGAAGUCUAAAACAGGAGAGGAACUACUUGAUCUCAUUCGCCGUCCCACUGCAAGGGAAACUGCUGUCGCUGCUAAGUUCAAAACAAAAGGUGGUUCUCAACUGAAGGAGUACUGUACAGCUUUGACGAAGGAAGAUUGCAGACGUCAAUGUGGUUCUUAUAUUGCAUGUGAGAAGGUUCAUUUUAGACGCAUAAUAGCUCCUCAUACUGAUCUCAACCUAGGAGAUUGCUCCUUUCUUGAUACUUGCCGCCACAUGAAGACUUGCAAAUAUGUUCACUAUGAGCUUGACAACAGCCAAGAGAUAAUUGGUGUUGCUUCAUCAAUAUCAUCUAUCCCCAGACCAUUGAAGCCUCAAAAAGCAUACUACUGUUCUGAAGUAGAACUGGGUGAAUCUCAGUGGAUAAACUGUGAUAUUAGAUCGUUUAGAAUGGACGUAUUGGGGCAGUUUGGAGUAAUAAUGGCAGAUCCGCCUUGGGACAUUCACAUGGAACUACCUUAUGGUACAAUGGCUGAUGAUGAGAUGCGUAGUCUGAAUGUUCCUGCAUUGCAGACUGACGGUUUGAUAUUUCUUUGGGUUACCGGACGUGCUAUGGAAUUGGGACGUGAAUGCUUAGAACUAUGGGGUUACAAGAGAGUCGAGGAGCUGAUAUGGGUAAAGACGAAUCAACUUCAGAGGAUUAUAAGAACAGGAAGGACGGGGCAUUGGCUGAACCACAGCAAGGAGCAUUGUCUGAUAGGAAUAAAAGGGAAUCCGGAAGUGAAUAGGAACAUUGACACGGAUGUGGUUGUGGCGGAAGUUAGAGAAACUAGUCGUAAACCAGAUGAGAUGUAUCCUAUGCUGGAGAGGAUAAGUCCAAGGACUCGGAAACUGGAAUUAUUUGCGCGAAUGCAUAAUACUCAUGCGGGGUGGAUGUCUCUUGGGAAUCAACUGAGCGGGGUAAGGCUGGUGGAUGAUGGUCUUAGGGCUAGGUUUAAGGCUGCUUAUCCCGAUGUAGAAGUCCAACCUGCUUCACCUCCUCCUCCUCCCAGACCUUCUUCUUCUCCAUCUCCUACUGAAUUAGGAGUAGGAACAGGAGGAGUAAUAGACUCUUCUACUUCAAAUAUAAUAUUAAAGAGUCCAGAUUUAACCGAGGGGGCACCUGCCCCAACUGCUGCUGCUUCUUCUUUGGGACCCAACCCUUCGCCUUCUUCUUCUUCCGACCCAAAUCAGUGAAUAGUCAUCAUUCUAACACCGCGACUUUUCGACUUUUCCUUGGGUUAUUAGUAUUAACAUUGUCGGUGUUUGUUUGUUUGUUGUAAAUGUUUUUUUUAAAUGUAUUAGAAUAAGAUAUGUUCUCUCCUCAUUCCCUUUUAUUAUUAUCUAAAUUUGGUGGCAUACAAUUUUAUAAAAUAUUUUCAAGGCUUAUUAGUUU
Messenger RNA from Impatiens glandulifera, 2648 nucleotides. Its product is annotated as N6-adenosine-methyltransferase MT-A70-like. Lineage: Eukaryota; Viridiplantae; Streptophyta; Magnoliopsida; Ericales; Balsaminaceae. The transcript has 7 exons. Gene Ontology annotation, cellular component: RNA N6-methyladenosine methyltransferase complex. The coding region runs from base 185 to 2449 and encodes 754 amino acids. The record is from RefSeq and is a predicted model, not a curated record.